This is a messenger RNA of Prunus persica (peach), 988 nucleotides long. Its product is annotated as protein CutA, chloroplastic. Lineage: Eukaryota; Viridiplantae; Streptophyta; Magnoliopsida; Rosales; Rosaceae. The transcript is spliced from 6 exons. The record is from RefSeq and is a predicted model, not a curated record. Gene Ontology annotation, molecular function: copper ion binding. The coding region runs from base 31 to 600 and encodes 189 amino acids. Gene Ontology annotation, biological process: response to metal ion.
UGAUAAUUACACACCAACUGCUUCUCCCAAAUGGCUUCAACACUCUCGUGCAGAGCCAAAGCCAUACGCGCCCUAUCCUCCCCCACCACAGUACGACGUCGUCUGCCCCUGGUGGGAGCAUUCUGCGUGCUCAGCUUGGGCAUCUCCAACCUCUUUCCUGCUCUUUCCUUGUCCGCGUUCAAAACGGGCUCUGCUCAGUCUCUCGCUCCUCUCUUGAGAUCAAGGUUUGGUAGCCAAGCAGCGGCUGUUCACUCUGCGAAAAUGGAAGGGACUAGCACCACUGUACCAAGUAUUGUUGUUUAUGUGACUGUGCCUAACAAAGAAGCAGGAAAGAAGUUAGCUGAAAGCUUGGUCAGAGAAAAACUUGCAGCAUGUGUUAACCGAGUACCAGGCAUUGAGUCCGUCUAUCAGUGGAAUGGAGAGGUCCAGACAGAUUCCGAGGAACUUCUUAUAAUCAAGACUAGGCAAUCCCUUUUUGAAGCUCUGACAGAGCAUGUGAAGGCAAACCAUCCAUAUGAUGUUCCAGAAGUUAUUGCGCUACCUAUCAACGCAGGCAGUCUCCAGUACCUAGAAUGGGUCAAAAACAGCACAAGGGGCUGACUUAAAGCUCAUUAUUAGGGUUCAAGUACAUAGAACCAUUUGACUGGUUCUUGAAGUGGGCAAGCAGAUGGUUUAUGUGUUUGUCUGUGUGCAAGUCUGUGUGUAUAUGCGCAUCUCAAAUAAAGCGAGCUGCAUGCCAGCUUCUUAGCUUUAUGUAUCAGCUUCUUAGUGUUACAGUUGUAAUGGGGAAUCUUUAAUCGCCUUUGGGUUUUCUGUUGGUUACUUUCUAAGAUAAUGUGCGGACUUAUUUUAGUAAAAGCAUACUAGUUGAAUAUGCCCCUGUAUGGCAUUCUGCUUCCUCACAGAUUUGUGUCAUCUUUCAGAGUGUUUUAUUUUAACUAUAGGACGGGUAUAAUACUUAUAAAAUGUGGGUGUAUUAUUUGGCAAA